CCGCCUUUCUGUCUCCUCUCUCCCUCCGUACUGGACUCCGGUGCAUUUCCGGCGGCCCGGGAGUUCGCCGUCGACCCGGCCAGCCCGCGGGGUGGGCGUGCGCCGAGGUGUCCGCGCGCCCGAGGCCGAGCGGCCGCCAUGGCCGACGUGAGUGUGGAUCAGUCCAAGUUGCCGGGCGUGAAGGAAGUGUGUCGAGAUUUUGCAGUCCUGGAGGACCACACCCUGGCUCAUAGCCUGCAAGAACAAGAGAUUGAACAUCAUUUGGCAUCCAAUAUUCAGCGGAAUCGUCUGGUACAGCAUGAUCUGCAGGUUGCUAAGCAGCUCCAAGAGGAAGACCUCAAAGCCCAAGCUCAGCUCCAGAAGCGCUACAAAGCCCUUGAGCAACAUGAUUGUGAAAUUGCUCAGGAAAUCCAGGAGAAGCUGACAAUUGAGGCUGAGAGACGACGCAUUCAGGAGAAGAAGGAUGAGGACAUAGCACGCCUUUUGCAAGAGAAGGAACUACAGGAAGAGAAAAAGAGGAAGAAACACACUCCAGAGUUUUCUGGGGGCAGUGCUUAUGGAGAUAACUACUAUUAUGAGGAUGGAGACCAGUCAAGGUCAAGGAGGGACAGGGAACUGGGUUCUGGACACUCAAAGUUUUGUAGACUCCAAAACAACGGGAAGACUACAAAGCAGAAGGAGAAACCAAGGCAUCAACAGGAGAACUUGGAAGACCUGGAAGAAUACCAUACAUCAGAGAGAUCCCUGCCUUCUGCUAGCUUGGGCAGAGGGAGGGAUGAUGCCCAGACUGUCUGUGAACAGCAGGAAAGAAAGCGGUCUAGUCAGGAGAGGCUCUGGAAAUCUCCACUUCCGAAGAUCCGCGGGGAGGUAUUUUUGAGCACUGACUCUGAAGACUGGGAAGCUAACUGUAGCCUUAGAACUCGGAGUUGGGAAAAACAGUCUCGACAGCAUGGCAGACAUUCACCCAAGUCUUCACAGAAACCAGGACUUCCCUGUAAGGAAAUUGUAUAUGGGAGGGACCUUGGGCAAGGUGAACACAGAGAAAUGAGACAUAGGCCCAGGACUUCUCCCUUCUCAGAGGAUAAAGAACUUCGCCACCACCGUGUUGCAGGAAUGAAACCAAGAGGAAUAAAAGAAGCUGUCUCUACUUCAGCACAAGCAAGCCACAGGGACCAGGAGUGGUAUGAUGCUGAAAUUGCCCGGAAGUUGCAAGAGGAAGAACUUUUGGCUACUCAUGUGGACAUGAGAGCAGCUCAGGUUGCCCAGGAUGAGGAAAUUGCUCGACUUCUGAUGGCUGAAGAAAAAAAAGCUUACAAGAAAGCCAAAGAGCGAGAAAAGUCAUCUUUGGACAAAAGGAAACAUGACCCUGAGUGCAAGUCAAAAGGAAAGUCGACACACUCAAAGUCAAAAGAGGGUGAUGAAACACACCGUUCCAAGAUUGACAGGCCGUCGAGACCACUGCCACCUACAGGGAUGGGCCCUGAGGACAUGGAGCCCAGCCAUUUUACAAACCAGCACAGUGGUGCACGUCAUUUUCCAAAGUCUGAGUCCUCGCAUAAAGGCUUCCAUAAUAAGCAGUAAAUCAAACAAAACAACAAAAGGGAUAUGCCUCGACAAUGGACUUCCUAUAGCACAUAUUACUGAGAGAUACAACAUGCAUUCCACAUUGGCUGUUGUCCUUCUGUGUGCCAUUGCUGGGAGUUACUCUCAAGUGUUUUUUAACUAAAAAAAAUAUUUCACUUCAUUUUAAAAUUUUAGUUAUUUUAGUCACUUGGGCAGUGUAAGAAAAUGUAGCUUCUGAAUAUUGGCCACGUCUUCUGUGGAUAUAUUUCCUGGGACAUAAUAAUUCUAUAAAACGACAGUUGCUAGUUAUACGAUAUUGGCAUCUAGGGAAUUGAGUUUAUUUAGCAAUUAGAAGUGUCCAGAGAUUCAUCAUCAAGUAAAGAUCACAUUGGAUGCAGUGAAGUAUAAGGAAGUGUAUGGAAGAGCUGCUCUGCUGCUUGUUAGGAUGAUAUUUUCAAAGAUACAGCCUUUGUUUUUUAUUCUUUUCAGAAAAGUAAAAUCACAACAAUAAAGUAUAGGGGAAACACCCAGAGCAGUGGAAGUCUGUUCUUCUGAAUAAGUGGAUUGGUAGAGGCUCUAGAUGGUCAUGUAACCCUCACUUGUUAGUGUGUACUGCUGUUUCCUCAGGAUCAAGUCUUUUUGACGCCCUUAGGCAAUGACUAACGUGCUAAUAUUUAUUUGUAGAGACCUUAAUUGUCUGAUAUUUUCUCUCACGUCCAUGAAGAGUCAACUCAAAAUUAAAGAAGAAGCAGCCUUCUGUUGCCUUGCUUUUCUAAUUUAAUUAUAGAGCCAAAGGAAUAGAACAGUGUCCAUGGGACUUGAUACCAUCCAUCCACCUAGCUGUGCAUAUCCAGCCUCUUGCUCCCAGGAUAUAGCGGUUUUUGUUGGCAACUUUGCAGUGAUGUUUUACACACUUUCAAUAUUAGAUUAAUUCAACAUGAAGUUGGAUUUGAUGAAGUGAGUCAUUAUCCAGGUGUAGCCAUCCAUGGCUGACAGUCAUUGUAUUCCUCUCUGUAAGACCUUUUAAACUCCUCUAUAAAAUUCUGUAUUUAUCCAUACAACUUACUUAAUAUAAAUGGCAGCCAUGCUGAACCUAUAUGUGAUUGCCAUUUUCCCAGCUUGACCUGCUGUUCUUUGCAGUGUAUGGAUCUGACGUUUUCUGGUAUGUCAGUAUGCUGUUUACUUAAAAAAGCAGAAAAUAGGGUUGCUGAGAGAAAUGAUUUAAGGACUGCCCGCCUUCCAUUUGCCUUGUCUUUCCAAACUGUCUUAAACAUGUGGAAGAUUCUGGAAUGCUGCUCCCAACAGAUUUUGAUCUCUGAUUUUGAGAACAAUCUUUUGUUUCAUAAAGUGAUACCUGAUAGAAAUUUGGGUGAAAAGUGACUAAGAGUGAAGCUGUGGGCAAACAGUCAUCUGGGAAGAUGCAGAUGCAGCAGUGCAGUUCCUGGGAGCAAAUGCAAGGGAGUGAACUACAGGCCCAGGAAUCAGCCAGCAAGUACAUGCAGGAAGAGCAUCCUUCAGAGAAGGAGGCAAAGGGAGAGCCUAGCCUUAAGUCAGAAUCCAUACAAUGCUUUCAAUGCCACAGCUUCCUCUUACCAGCUUAGUGGAAUGCUGUAUCUUCAUCUACCCUGCCCUGUGACUUUACUUCAUGUUUUUUAAAGGCAUUUUGAAAUGGUAACUUUAAAGAAAAAAUAUAGUUGUAUUUUUAUUUGAUAAUUAGGCAAAACAGGCAACAUCUUCUGCCAUAUUUUUUGUUUUAUAAAUAUUUAUUUUUCUAUCUCAUGAAAUGAUCACUUUUAACUUUAAAAGCUGCAUUUCUUUGGUUUUGCAUGAACUUCAUUUAAUCAUAUUUAUUGUUGUAAAAUGUAUGUCUUUUAGUUUUAGAAAUGCCAAGCCAUUUAACCAGAAUGCUGAAGUCUUACCUGUCACCCUGGAUGGCCAAGUCAGUGCUGCCCUUAUGAUGGCCAGCUCAGCAUCAGUAUUGGAGUAGUUGUUACUUUUUACAUUUUUUUAAAAGACUACAAUUUUAAAAUAUAUUGUUUGUCUUAUUUUAUUUUAUUUUUGUAAAGUGAACAGUUUUUUUAAGAAUACCAGUAACUAUUAUGAGUAGAAAGAUAGAAAAAUGUUCUUAAUUAUUCUUAAUUAAAAUUUUUGCUAUCAGUCAAAUAAUAUAUCUUUGAGAUGAUUGAAACAACUAACAGCUCUUAAUGAACUGCCAGUAUUCACUGUGGUCUCUGCUUUUUAAUUUUUAAUUUUUAUAUAAAAAUGAAAGCAUUUAUUUUGUUCAUGUUAUUGAACACAUGCAAUUUAAUUAUUAGGUCCACACUGUAUUCUGUUUUGCUAUCAACAUACAGACUAAUUCUUCUAGCCAUGAGAAUUAGCCUUGAGAAUUCUUUUGUUUCUCAACUUGGUUUCUCUGCAGGCCAUGUGCUGUUAACACCAGUGUCUCUGGAUGGGCAUACUAUGUUAAGAAGCCUCGACAUGAGACUGCCCGACAGGAUGCUCUCUCCUUUUCCAUCCUAGAAAAGAGGCUAGAUAAAAGUCACAUUAAAUAUGCUGACCUGAUAGAAAUUAAUUCCAGUAUUUAAGCUACUGUUAGUUAUAAUUGCCUUGUUGGGAGAAUAGAAAAAUUGUUUCUUUUGUUCUCAAAGAAUAUUGAGAAUUUUUGCAAAUGACUUCACAUGUCAUUGAAAUGUUAUGAGGUCAAGUGACUUUAUGACAAAUGGCUAUGUAGUAAUGAACUCAAAACCUGAACAGCCACAACCAAACUAUGUAUUUCUGAGCUUGAGAAACAUCAAAAUUAGGAAGAGGGAUAUGCAUAAAUAUAUGCCCAAAGAAAACUGUUUUCACAGUGGCCUGGGUCACUGCACCUAGGCAACCGUCUAAAGUAUGUGACCUGUGGUCCACUGCACACUUUAAUACUGUCAGAGCUUCUCUAAGUCUGUUUGUGCCAAAUUUAUAACAAAAACAAAGACAAAAAAAUAUACUGUAAUAUGGUGCAUUCUGUUUACCACAUAAGUGGUUAACAUUUUACAGCCUUGACUUACAAUGAGUAUUGCCUUUAUUUGUAUAAAUCUCACUUUGGGAAACAAGAAGAUCUGUUACUCUCCUUUAAAAGGUAACUUGUGAUUGGCUGAGAUCAUCAGCCUAAUGAAGAGAUGAGGCCCAUGUAGAAAUAACUCGAAGGCCUAACAUAGAAUAGAGCUUGAAGUAAAUGGCUUCUUCCAUUUGGUAGGGUGGUGUUUGUGGAAAGAGCACUGACAUUGAGGUCACACUGACAAGGAGACAUCGUUCCCCUUGAUUUCACUGUGAACACUGUGCAGUGUUCUCAUAGCACGCUUUUAUAAAACAGUUCCUAAAACAUUCAGAAUCGAAUCUUUCAUUUAAAAAAGUCUGUAAUGUGUCUGUCAUAUGCUGUUCAUAGCAGAAAAGUGACCCGGUCACCCAUUCUCUCUUCCUGUCUGACAAUCAGAGAAGUGACCCAAAAGCAUCACCCCAUUUCUCUGGCUAUCGGUUGGUGCCUAUGUGCUUUAGAGCCGUAUCUGUAUCUGACUGGUGACAGGAUGCUUGUUUCUUCCCUGUAUUACCCUGUAAUAGGGCAAUGCAGGCCGAGAGACACCCACUGAGGAGCAUCCUGUUAAUGCUGUGUAGAACAGUAUUAGCCGAAUAUGUGGUGGGAGGUUUUGUUUUGUUUUGUUUUGUUUUUUUGUUUGAUUAGUUUUUAUCAUGAUAUGUAAGAUAAUUAAAGGGAAGAAUUGAAGGCUUUGUUGCUUCUGCUAUAACUCAUCAGAAAUGCUCAAAUUUAGUUUCAGUGUCUCCAAGAAGGCAAGGAAAAGCUAGGAAGACAUUAGAAAUAGUCACUUUUCUGAUGAGCCCUGCACUUUAUGUCAACAGUGUCUGUGAAGAUCAGUGUUGCCUUAAAUGAGUUUGAGUGUACUCUAGGCCAUUGUGUUUAGUAUGCAUGAGCUCUCGUCAGCUCUCCAUUGGCAUGCAGUUCAUGGAAGAGCCUCCAGCAUCUCAAGCAUCCUGGUCACCUGGAGCUUUGAGCUUCUCCCAGUAUCUUCUCAGUUCCAGGAGGAGCAAGGCGCGGCCAGACCACUGCUGGGAGCACUCCCUGGCUGGAGUGUUCACACAUGAUAACUUUCUGAACAGUUGGGAGGUUCUUGUUCAUUUUUUAUGGUGACUGCAAAAGAUGUCCAAGAGGUUUUUUGGUUCAGUGACAAUACUCAGAUUAUUUCUAAGAAUUUUAACAAUUAUUUUUGUGUAUUGAAAAGCUUAUUUACUAUUAAGAAAUACCGGAGAACGCCCGCCCCCCGCCCCCUCAAAUGGAUUGGAUGUAUUACUUGAAAUGGUGAUCUGAAGAGUGCUUUAGUCUCUUUCUUUUAACAGAAGCAGUAAAAUGUGGGUAUGGUUGAGAAGAUAGGAGGACAGCUUUUCUAGGCUGCACGCAGAUGAGCACAGUCAUGCAGGUAACCACACUGAUUUAUGCAUGUGUUUGCCACUAAAAGCCAUUUUUUGCCCUUAUAAAUCUGAGCACAGCUACUAAUAUGUUCAUAGAUUUCAUAUGCUUCUGUGUAUUAUAAGUAAGAAAAAAAAGUGUUUUUUUUUUCUUAUUUUAAGAAGUUAAUUUUUAUAGUAUGCUGACUUCAGCAUGUUAGAUUAGGGCAAUACUAAUUAUGUAACUGUAUUGCCCAGGUCUUUAUUGGGGAAAUUCAAAUAUGAAGAUGAGAAAAAAAUUAAAAAAGUUUGAGUAACAAAUUAGCAAAGAUUGCCAACAGUAAAAAGUAGGCAUUGAGAGACCAGCCAGGCAUGAGUGGCGUUUUUCAGAGACAUUGCUACACUGAUUCACACUGUAAUUGCUGAAACUGAGUCUAGCUAAACAUUUGCUAAGAGUUUUGGGUAUGAGAAGUUUUAUACUUAUGUAUGAAUAGUUUCUAAAUUCCUUUAGGUUGAAGUCUUGGUGUAAUCCAAAAGGCAGAUGUCCUUUCCCAAGCAUAGCCGUAUUUUUCAUGGUUUUAAAUGAGCAACCAGAUAUUCAUUUCAUGAAAUAAUGUAAAUAUUAGGAAGUAAUAUGGAAAAAUGACAUAUAAAAGUAACAUUUAAAAAUGACAAGUCUCUGUAAUGUCUGGUGUCUGCUGAGAACAAUCUAUCCCUGUGAAACAUUUGAACAGUGCUAGAUUUGAAAGUACAAGAGUUUGUUACAUAAAUCAAGUAUCUCAGGACAUUUGAGGUGACACUGUCAUUUAUUUCUGUUAUAAUUUGAAAAAAAAUCAUUUCUUUAGUUGUGCUAUGAGAAAACCACACACUUCAUUUGGUAAGAGUUCUAUAAGUGCAGUGACCUAGAGAAAAGUAUAAAACAAGUGAGAUGGGAUCCCACUGCUGGCCAGCUUAUGGUCAGCCCACCUGCCCCAGUGAAGUGAGAUGGGAUCCCACUGCUGGCCAGCUUAUGGUCAGCCCAUCCCCCACUGAGGGGUUGUGCAUGGAGCUGAUCACAGCCUCAAUAGAACAUCUCUCAUGUCUGAGGAUAGACCACCUCAAACCACAUGCCUAUGUAGAGAUUGAAUAAAACUGUGAGGAGACACUGUGUGGAUACCUUAAGGUGACUGGUGCUGCUGCUGGUGGGCCUGCAUGCACCCAUCUGGAUUAGGCUGCAGGGAACAGUCUAUUUCAAUUCAUCUUCAUAUAGUCCAGGUUGCUCCUGUGUAUAACCUUGUUGGAGAAAUGAGAAGUAUGGUGAUGACUCCUUUGUGUCUGGGGAGGCUGACCUCAUAGGUUAACAUCUUUGGUUAACAUUAUUAAGGCACUAUCCAGUGCUGAAGCCUUCCUUCGUUACCACUCAUACAUCUGCAUCCGUUCAUUUCAUCUAUGCAAGCUUGUGUUUUUGUGGUUUGUAUUUUACACCUGAAUAUCAGGUUUAACAUUGGUGUUAAAUAAUUUUUAAACCAAAGUAUUGUAUGAGUAAGUCUGUGCUUUGUUUUUGUGAAUGGUUUGAAAUAAAUACCUAUCUUGUUUUCUCUCAAUAAAGUCAUCCAUUUAUUAAGUCAA
This is a messenger RNA of Arvicanthis niloticus (Nile rat), 7605 nucleotides long. RefSeq names its product coiled-coil domain containing 50 (gene Ccdc50). Gene Ontology annotation, molecular function: ubiquitin protein ligase binding. Gene Ontology annotation, cellular component: cytoplasm. The record is from RefSeq and is a predicted model, not a curated record. NCBI's taxonomy places the organism in Eukaryota, Metazoa, Chordata, Mammalia, Rodentia, Muridae.